Messenger RNA from Euleptes europaea (tarantolino), 2064 nucleotides. RefSeq names its product tripartite motif containing 56 (gene TRIM56). Lineage: Eukaryota; Metazoa; Chordata; Lepidosauria; Squamata; Sphaerodactylidae. The transcript has a single exon. Gene Ontology annotation, biological process: positive regulation of DNA-templated transcription. Gene Ontology annotation, molecular function: zinc ion binding; ubiquitin-protein transferase activity. The record is from RefSeq and is a predicted model, not a curated record. Gene Ontology annotation, cellular component: chromatin; nucleoplasm. Bases 1 to 2064 code for a protein of 687 amino acids.
AUGGCUGCCAGAGCCUCGUCCCUCUCGGAGGCCCUCACCAGCGGGUUCCUGACCUGCCCCGUCUGCCUGGAGCGCCUUCGGCAGCCCAGGAUCCUCCCCUGCCUCCACACCUACUGCCACGAUUGCCUGCAGCGGCUGGCGGGCGGGCAGGAGGAGCUGCAGUGCCCCGAGUGCCGAGAGCGGGUCCCCCUUCCAGCUGGUGUCGGCGGCCUCAAGACCAACUUCUUCAUCAACGGCCUCCUCGACCUUGUCCACCCUGCAGGGAGGACAGAUGCCACGUGCAGUCUUUGCCCGCUGCUCAGCCAAGAUGCCAGCCAGUGCGCUGUGUCACGAUGCUUGGACUGUGCCGACAACUUGUGCCAGGCUUGUGCCAGUGGGCACCGCUGCUCCCGGCUCACCCACGCCCACUUCAUCGUUGACAUGGAGGGCUACCUGUCCGGAGACUACGAUGAGGAGAUCCGGAAGCGGCAGGCCUCUUGCUGCCAGGAGCACCACGGGGAAGCCUUGCGCUUUUUCUGCACCCCCUGUGCCACCCCCCUGUGCCGGGAGUGCCGCCUGGGGCCCCACCUGGAGCACCCCUGCCUGUCACUGCCGGAUGCAGCCGAGGCACGCAGCCCCGCCAUCGUGGGCCUCCUGACUGGGGUGGAGGAGAAGGUGAGCCUCAUUGCCGAGGCCCGGGCCGUCCUGGAGGAGCAGAUGGGGCGCCUGAAGGCUCGUGAUGACAGCGUCCGAGGCGCCGUGGAGCAGGUGUGCAGCCAGGCCGUGGAGCAGCUGCUUGCCCUGCAGGGGGAGGUCCUGGGCCAGCUCUCCGGCUUUGUGGAGGAGAGGAAGAAGGCCGCCGAAGGGCUGCUGUCGGAGUUGGAGUUCCAAGAGCAGCUGGCCUGCAGCACCGUGGCCUUUGCCCGCCAGGUGCUCCGCCUGGGCCGGGCGGUCGAGAUUGUCUCCUUGGAGCAGAUGAUCUCGGAGAGGCUGAGGCAGCUGCAGAGUUUCUCGUGGGAGCCCCUCGCCUUCCAGCUGCCGCAUCUGGCAACCCACCCGGAUCUUCAGAGCAUCCACCGCUUGUUCCACCUGGAAUUCCAAGAGGAGGGGUCCGUGGGGGUCCCCAAGUGUGAAGAGGAGAACACAACAAAAGGGGCAAAGAAGAAGAGGAGGAAGCAGCAGCAGCAGCAGCCCACCAACGAUGAGACGGAGAAGGUGCUGGGCCAAGAGAAGCCAAGUGCCCCUGCAGAGCCCCCCAGCCUGCUUUCCACGAGGCCAGAAGCCCCCCAACUCAUCCCCAAGGCUCUCUUCUCAAGCAGCUUCUGGGUGAAGAUCCCCAGCGACAAAAAACGCCCACAGGUGACAGGCAUCUGUCCCUUUGGCUCGGGCGAGCUCCUUUUGGCUGACGCACAGAACCAGAAGCUGAAGAGGUUCUCGCUGCAGGGUGAGUUCAAAGGCAUCGUCUCCGUGCCGAGCGGCGUGGCGCCCUUCAGCGUGGCCACUGUGGGCAGCAAAGUGGCUUUCACUGCCGGCUCUCGGCUCUUCCUCUUGAGUGGUGAGGGGGGCCUUGUGUGGCAAAAGGCACUUCCGCUGGGUCAAGCUAGCCAUGCCAUGACCUCAGUCGGGGGCAGUCGUGUGGCAGUGAGCGUGGCGGGGCACCUCGAAGUGUACGACCUGGAGGGGCGGCUGGUGGAGAAGGUGGUACCCGAGGGCAGCGAGGAGCGGUCCCUGGUCUUCCUGGCCAGCCGCAAGGGGGGCUUCGCGGCCUCUGACUGGUACCGGCGCAGGCUGGUGCUCUUCAGCAGCGAAGGGCGGCUGGAAGCCGAGUGCCGAGAGGAAGAGCUGGACAAGUGCCAGCCAGGGGCCAUCUGGGUUGAUGCCACGGGGAUCGUCUACGUGGUGCUGCGGGAACAGAACAGGGUCGUGGCCUUCUCACGGGCUGGCGAGCCGCUCGGCCCGUUCCUCACUGCUGAGAACAGCAUUGACCGGCCCCGGGUGGUCACCGUGACUGGGGACGGGCGCUUUGCGGUGGCCCUGAGUAACGGAACCGUUCAUAUUUUCAAGAUCAGAUAUGAAAGCAAGUGA